AUGGCGCCUAAGGAUAUACCUUCACCCGAGGAAAAAACUAAUGUACUGUUCGGGGAAGAAGAAGUAGUUCAUAAUAUAAAUAUUGGAAAUAUGAUUUUGGACGCAUUUAAAUCUAAGCCGGAUUUUAUCGGUCAGAUAGAUGCAGCGACGGGAGAGGAAACUACAUUCAGGCAGAUGCAAGAGAACAGCGUGAAGUAUGACAUACGACUUAUGUAUUUUCUGGCGGAAUACGAACCGAAAAUAAUCUUUAUCGAUGGUAACAAUUACAAGACGCUCAUACGAGUUAUCAGAAGCUUAGUUAAUCAAGGAGGAAUAACUCCUCCGAAAAUUAUAACUUUCAAUAGGGUUGAAGGUGUCGAUUCUCUCGAAUCAAUUCUGAACGCCGACGUUGACAGAGCCAAAAUAGACAUGUUUUCCUGCGACGAAACAGAUCCUAUGACUAUUAUGGCAGAAAUGUUUUCUUCCAAUGCAAUAAGUUAUCCUGGUAAAGCGAACGUUCGUUACUUCGCGUUGGCGUUUCCGUCGAAUCAGGAGGUACCCGCAAUGUCUCCCGGUGACGUUGGCCUAUGGUAUGGAUCUCUAGUUUGGACCCACAGUCUGAUAUUGACCGUUCGUAGCAUAAUUUCGUACGUGACAGUGAUAAAGUCCUCCAAUUUCACCGCUGAAGACAUGUACGAAACGAUAGAGAAGUGCAAGGUGAAAUGGGUGUUUCUUGAAAGCAAAAUGGGCCGUCAAUUAUUUCAAACCGAUGUUCGUAUGUAUGAUGUCUCUUCCUUGAAGCAAUUGAUUUUCGGUGAUUCCGCCAUCGAGCAGAGUACUUACGAAAACCUCAACGAGUACUUUACAAACGUGUCUAUCAUUCAAGUAUACAGCAUAUCAGACUCGGGCAUAAUUGCUACUUAUCAGCGGGACAAUGAUCCGAUCGCGUCCGGCGGUUAUUUGGCUAAAAAUAUUCAAUUAAUGAUUCUUAAUAUACAAACGAAAAAACCUUUAGGCCCAAAUGCACUAGGCGAGAUUUGGUAUAAAUAUACGUGCAAGUGGUGCGACGCUGAAACAUGCCAAUCGCUAUUUUGUUGUAAUAACCGAGUGAACAAGAAUAAGACUAAGAAUAAGAAUAAAACGAAGCAGUUCAAUAGUGCUGCUAGUAGUGCUAGUCAGUAUAAUGAUUUCUCUUAA
Messenger RNA from Temnothorax curvispinosus, 1176 nucleotides. RefSeq lists its product as uncharacterized. The record is from RefSeq and is a predicted model, not a curated record. Lineage: Eukaryota; Metazoa; Arthropoda; Insecta; Hymenoptera; Formicidae. Gene Ontology annotation, biological process: long-chain fatty acid metabolic process; fatty-acyl-CoA biosynthetic process. The transcript is spliced from 6 exons. Gene Ontology annotation, molecular function: long-chain fatty acid-CoA ligase activity. Bases 1 to 1176 code for a protein of 391 amino acids.